Messenger RNA from Medicago truncatula (barrel medic), 1509 nucleotides. RefSeq names its product zinc finger BED domain-containing protein RICESLEEPER 1-like. Bases 30 to 1310 code for a protein of 426 amino acids. Gene Ontology annotation, molecular function: protein dimerization activity; DNA binding. The transcript is spliced from 3 exons. The record is from RefSeq and is a predicted model, not a curated record. Lineage: Eukaryota; Viridiplantae; Streptophyta; Magnoliopsida; Fabales; Fabaceae.
AGGAAUUACAAUCUGUUUGUGCUUCAAAUAUGAGGGAUAAUGAUAUUGAUAGUAGUGGAAGUCAUGAAAAUAUGUGCGUUGAUGGGGAAAUUGAGAGCCAAGCUCGGGAAAUUCCACCGGUAGCACUAAUUGAUCAAAAUGCACAAGAAGUGUCUUCUGAUCCAAAGGAUAAGAAGCGUAAGGGCAAGGCUAAGGCUAAGGACAAGGAUACGGGCAAGGUCAAGAGCCAGGGUAAAGCCCUAACAUCUGAUGUGUGGCUAUAUCUUGUGAAAGUUGGUAUUGUAGAUGGAGUAGAGAAAUGUAGAUGCAAGGCGUGUCACAAAUUAUUAACUUGUGAAUCAGGAAGCGGAACUAGUCAUUUAAAGCGUCAUGUACGUAGUUGUAGCAAGACUAUAAAAAAUCAUGAUGUGGGUGAAAUGAUGAUUGAUGUUGAAGGAAAAUUAAGAAAGAAAAAGUUUGACCCUAUGGCUAAUCGAGAAUUUUUAGCUAGAAUCAUGAUUACACAUGGUGCACCAUUUAAUAUGGUUGAGUGGAAGGUGUUUAGAGAAUACCAGAAGUUUUUGAAUGAUGAUUGUGUUUUCGUUAGUAGAAAUACAAUAGCCAAAGAGAUUUUGAAUGUUUAUCGUGAUGAGAAACAAAAGCUGAAAUCACAGUUAGCUCAAAUUCGAGGGAGAGUUUGCUUGACUUCUGAUUGUUGGACGGCAUGCAGCAAUGAAGUUGGGGCUGUUCUUGAUCCAACCAAAAAGUUUAACUUUUUGAAAUUUGCUUAUGAAAAACUUGACCCACUCACAAGUGAGGAGAAGUUGAAAAAAGUUAAGAUGACUUUGGGGAAGCUUUUUUCCGAGUACAUCAAGAAUGGAAUUCCUUCUAAUCUAAGCUCUUCACAAGUCCAGCCUAGCUAUGGUGGAGGAACUCGAAUUACAUCAUCUUCAUAUGAUGAAUUUGAAGAAUAUGAAAGCCAAUCAAGUAACAACACCGGAAAAUCAGAACUUGAUACUUAUUUAGAUGAGUUGCGGAUGCCUCUAUCUCAAGAAUUUGAUGUCUUAGCUUUUUGGAAGGAAAGAAGUCGUAGAAGUCCAAAUCUUGCAAGGAUGGCUUGCGAUAUAUUGAGUAUUCCAAUAACAACGGUGGCAUCAGAAUCUGCGUUUAGUAUUGGCGCCCGAGUUGUGAAUAGGUAUAGAAGUUCAAUGAAAGAUGAUUCUGUUCAGGCUCUCUUGUGCGCACGUAGCUGGUUACAUGGUUUUGAAGGUAUGGUUUUUAUAGUUCUAUCAUUUUUACAAUUGUUUUAUAGUUUAUAUUAUUGUCAAUAGAACUGGCUGAAGUGGUUUUAAGGUACUGAACCAUUAAUAUGGUUCAAAUCAGUUCAGUUUAUUUACCAUGUAUUGAUGUACACCCCUAUCAAGUGACUCAACAUGUUGCUUGAGACCAAACAAUUACAGAGAUUAAAAGCAACAUGUCUUUUAGCAGGGGAGUUCAUGGCAUAGUUCCUGAAUUGAAGCAUAUUAACUG